Molecule: messenger RNA, 2029 nt
Organism: Cololabis saira (Pacific saury)
Lineage: Eukaryota; Metazoa; Chordata; Actinopteri; Beloniformes; Belonidae
Gene: etv4
Product: ETS variant transcription factor 4
Exons: 12
Coding region: 139-1743 (534 amino acids)
Biological process (GO): cell differentiation; regulation of transcription by RNA polymerase II
Cellular component (GO): nucleus
Molecular function (GO): sequence-specific DNA binding; DNA-binding transcription factor activity, RNA polymerase II-specific
Source: RefSeq, a predicted model, not a curated record
AUCACUUCCCCUCGGCAUUUUUUGUGAAUGGAGCUCAUUAUGCAUGCAGCCUCCACGCAGCUCCAUUCACAAGCCUCCUCUCCCUGCAGGCUGCGUGGAGCCACUCACUCAGCCCAGAUGACCACAAACGGUUAACGGAUGGAUUAUAACAUGGAUGGAUAUCUGGAUCAGCAAGUGCCUUACACAUUAGCAAAUAAGUCGCAAGGAAAUGGGCCACUAAAUAGACUAUUGAUGGCAGCAAAGAGGAAAUUCAUGGACACAGAAUUACCCCCUCAGGAAUCCGAAGAUCUCUUCCAGGAUUUAAGCCAACUACAAGAGACAUGGCUCACAGAAGCUCAAGUUCCUGACAGUGACGAGCAGUUUGUUCCUGAUUUCCAUUCUGAGAAUUCGGUGGCAUUUCACAGUCCUCCAGUCACUAUCAAGAAGGAGCCGCAGAGUCCGGGCUCCGACCCGAGCCAGUCCUGCAGCCACAAGCAGAGCUUCAGCUACCCCAGUGGAGAGCAGUGCCUUUACGCCAGUGCCUAUGAGCAGAAAAGGGCUGCAGGAGGGGCGAAGAGCUCCUGCCCCGGGACCCCCAUGUCUCCCAUGCAACAGCAUUACUCCCCCAAACCGGCUGCGGCCGGGCGGCCCGAUGCGGGUUACCUGAACCCAGCCGCCACGUCCCAGCCCCUCCCCAGCAACAGCUACCACAUCAGCACCAGUUCCAGGUUUCAUGGACCUUCAGGGGAUCCCCUGUGCCCCCAGUUCCCCCCGCCGGGCCAGGCCUUUCAGCGCAUGCCAUCUGCCCCGGCCGGACCUGGAGGAGGCGGCGGGGGGCCCGGGGGCGGAGGAGGCGGCGGGUAUCAUCGACAGCACUCUGACCCCUGCGUGUCCUACCUGCAGCAGAGCUUUAAGCAGGAGUACCUGGACCCGCUGUACGAGCGUGCGGCUCACAUGGCGGGACCGGGGCACGGGCCGGGGCAAGGACAAGGGCCAGGGCACGGGCCUGGGCACGGGCCGGGGCACGGCCAUGGAUCUCACCCCCGGCCACACCCACACCCACACCCACAUCCACACUCGCACCGUUUCCCACCAGCUCACAUGAUGGUGAAGCAGGAACCCACAGACUACACCUACGAACCCGAUGUGCCUGGAUGUCCUUCCAUGUACCACCACAGUGAGGGCUACCCCAACCCCCAGCACAGCAACGAAGGCUAUCCGUUUGAAAAUGACUCCCGUGUGGUUCCGGAAAAGUUCGAAGGCGAGGUAAAGCAGGAGGCGGGCAGUGUUUUCCGUGACAGCACGCCCUACCAGCGCCGCGGCUCCCUGCAGCUCUGGCAGUUCCUGGUGGCCCUUCUGGAUGACCCGGGCAACGCCCACUUCAUCGCCUGGACCGGCCGCGGCAUGGAGUUCAAGCUCAUCGAACCCGAAGAGGUUGCAAGGCUGUGGGGCAUGCAGAAGAACCGUCCAGCCAUGAACUACGACAAGCUCAGCCGCUCGCUGCGCUAUUACUACGAGAAGGGAAUCAUGCAAAAGGUGGCCGGGGAGCGCUAUGUUUACAAGUUUGUGUGCGAGCCGGAAGCCCUCAUCUCCCUGGCCUUCCCCGACAACCAGCGGCCCAGCCUGAAGGCCGAGUUCGAGCGCUACGUCAACGAGGAGGACACGGUGCCCCUGUCCCACCUGGACGAGGGCGUCCCCUACCCCCCCGAACAAGCCCCCCCCAACAUGGGCCCCCAGCCCUACUCCAAAGGCUACAUGUACUAGAGCCGGCCCCCGCCUGCCCCCCCCACCAGCCCCGCCGUCUGACAUCUUCCUGUCGUACCGACCCAUCAUACACACCAUGCAACCCCUCGCACCUCUUGCACAUGUCCACCCCCUCCACUUGUAUAUAAGGCUACGGUGUUUCUGUUUUAAAUUAAUCUCAUUAGGGAUUUUUUUUUCUUUGUUUUUAAGAGCUGCAUUCCUCUCACAUCUGAGGCCUAUUCAAUACUUAAACAUGACUGUGUUUGAAGAGAUUGAUUAAUAAUAAAUACCCAUAAUGAUACUCAAA